Messenger RNA from Antechinus flavipes (yellow-footed antechinus), 5721 nucleotides. RefSeq names its product cilia- and flagella-associated protein 157-like. Gene Ontology annotation, molecular function: microtubule binding. Bases 290 to 1858 code for a protein of 522 amino acids. The record is from RefSeq and is a predicted model, not a curated record. Lineage: Eukaryota; Metazoa; Chordata; Mammalia; Dasyuromorphia; Dasyuridae. The transcript is spliced from 9 exons. Gene Ontology annotation, biological process: sperm axoneme assembly. Gene Ontology annotation, cellular component: cilium; ciliary basal body.
AUAGAAACAAAGGGCAUAAAUACAAAUAAGGUAAAAAUCUUUUAAAAUAAAAGCCCAAUUUUUAGGAAGUAUCUGCAGAAAUGCAGAGGGUUGUAAGUGUGGGCAAAGGAGAGAUUUUUGCAUAUUUAAGUGAAGCAAGAAAGGAUAGGAAAAACUAAUUAAAUACAGUCCCAACUUGGAGGAGGUCAGUUUUUCUUUAAACUCCUUCUCUGCCUGUUACUAUGUAUAGAGAGGGGAGCUUCCUUAGCAACAGCUUGACCUUUUAAAGGGGCAGCAGCUACAGUUAGCGAUGGCUCCUAAGAAAAAACCAGAGGCUAAGAAGAAAAAGAAGAAGAUAGAUAUCCAGACAGCUACUAAAGCCAUCGAGGAAGUCCUAACAGAGACUCGAGAGUUCUACCACAGGCAAAUCCAGGAGCUGGAGAAUCAACUUGAAAGGUACAGAAAGAAGUGGGAUGAGUUGUCCCAGCAGGAGAAAGCUUUCCAGGAGGAGUUCGACCAGCUGGCUCACAACAAAAAGGAGGUUGUUUCUUUCCUGAAACGAACUCUUAAUCAACGUGUGGAUGAGAUUGCUGAACUUAAUUCUCAGCUUCAGGGGCUGCAGAUCUCCAAAGAGAUGGAGAAGGAUGCCUUUGAGGCCCAGCUGGCCCAGGUACGCCAUGAAUUCCAGGAGACCAAAGACCAGCUCACCAUGGAGAAUAUCACGUUAGGGGCUAAGUUGGCUGCACUAGAGGAAUUCCAAUUCCAGAAAAGUGAUCUCUUGUCCAAGUUUUCCCUUUUGGAAGAGCAGCUGAAGAAGCAGCAAGAUGACUACAAGUCCUAUGUUUACCACAUGGAAAUGAAGGCUUUGACAGAUAAAGAGAGACUUCGGAAGGAUAUAAUCCAUCGUAUGAACAUGGUGGCGGCUGAGUUUCGCGAGGUUUCUAGCUCCCAAAUGGCAGAGACAACAAAAAGAGCUAUCCGGGAGAACAUGGUAGUGGCCCUGGAUCUGGCCAGAAUAAACACAGGAAACUUGGAGCAGGUAAAGGAGAAUGAUGCUCUGAAAGAGUCUAAGGUGGAGAUGUGCAACAAGUUGGCCCUUAUGGAGAGAAAUGAGAAGACCAUGAUGAAGAACAGCCUCACUCACAUCAAGAUAAUUCAACUUCUUUCUGAAAAGUACCAGCAGCAGCAGCAUGCAGAAAUUGAAGCUGACCAGCUUCGAAUAAUAUUGAAUCAGGCAGAAAUUGCUUUUCAGAAGAUGGAGGAAGACAACAAGGAGCUAAAGAACAGGAUAAAGAUCUUGAAGAGGCAAUUGAGUAGCCAGAAUUCAGAGGAGAAGAUUCUGCUAAGGGAGUUGGAAAAGGAGAGGGAUAAUCGGCAAAGUCUAGAGGUUUUGCUGACCAAAGUCACUUGCCACCUUCAGGACUUGCUAAAGGCACGCCCUGAGAAAACUGAGGCUGGCGAGGUAGACCUGUUAUUCCAGUUAGGGAAGAAGGAGAUGCUGCGGCAGCUGCUGACUAUGCUGAACAAGGCUGUGGCUAUGGAGCCCAGUAUCCCUGAGUUCGUGCCUCCCCCAAUUAAGUCUCCCUCUCUUCAGUCCCUCCUGACAAGUAUUGAGGAGAGUUCUCAGGAGCCUGAGCCCUCCCCUCUGUUGGAGCAACUGGCCGAGAUUCAGCCUUACAGACUUGGGGACUUGGGCCUGGUGCCCCGUCCACCCUCCGUUGCAGAGGAUAGCCAAAGUACUGAAACAUUCAAAAAACAUAGGCUUGUUAAAGCCUUCAGCAACCCUGAGAUUCCAAGCCCUCGAAUAUUGAGCGGGGUCAAGCAGGUCAGCUUGCCAGCAUUCCACCUGAACCCCAAUUGGGAGGGACAGCAGGAAUAGUUUCCCUUUCUCCAUUCCUUGGCCCUCAGCUCUAGCAAAGGGGGAAGUAAAAGAAGAAAUGCAUGAAGAAGAAAUGCAGGCUUGAAUUUGGUGGACUCAUCUUUAUUUCCUGGGCAAGGGUGGGAGAGAAGGUAAAUGUUUUAUAAAAUGGUUAUUACACAGAAAUGGAAGAGAAUCCAUGCUGGUGACUGAGCCCUCCCCUCCUCUGCUAUUGAAUCCGUGCUCCUUAAAAUAGAAGCCCUGGUGCCUGCCCUAUGGUAUGGUGUCAGAGAGAACCCUCCCAAGGUAAGACUGCUUCAUGAGUCACCCCUCCACCAACCCCAUCCUAGUGGGUCAACCCUGAGAGGCUGAUGAGGCCAAAUAUGGUUUCUCGGGCCAAAAAAGUGAAAGGAACACUUCAGGAAAUUCUGGCAGAGUAGAAAGAGUUUAGAGAAACCUUCCACGAGGGAGUGAAGAACAGAACUGAGUACUUCUUAGAAUGUUGGCAGUGCCAACCAGGAAGAGUCAGGCCAUGCUAGACGGAUCCAAGCAAGAAAAAAUCCCUUUGUAGAAUACUUCCCCACUACAAAUGUCGAGCCUAAGAGAGAGUUCCUUUCUUUCAGCCCCUUAUCUCAAGACUGAGUCCUCCACAGGGAGGUGCUCUCUAGGUAAAGGUGCAGUAUCCAGAAACGUCAGGACAGGUCUCUGGGAGAACAAAGAAGAGCAGAUGCCUGAGUUGAAUCAACUGAUGAAGGACUAUGACUCUGCUGUGAUUCCUUUCCAAGCAAAUCUAGAAAAACUGAGUGUUUGACAUCAGAGAGUACAUGAGAAAGGGGGAGGAGAGGUGCCUUAUACUCCACCUUCCCUGGAACUGCCCCACCCAGUCCACAAGUAUUUGUUCAGUGCCUCCUGUGGGCCAAACACUGGGGUACAAGGAUGGAGAAAUCUCUCCUCACAAGAACUUCCAUUCUAAAGGAUGGUGUUGCCAAGAAACCGUACACCGGCUGGCUUCUCCCAACAUCAUCACGAGGUAGGGGAAGAGAGAGUUAUUGGUGGCAAAAGUGAGGUCCACUUUGGGAGAGGGCUCCAAGCCGGCCACUUAGGGAAGGAAGGUGGAGCUCCAGGAGGGGCGCUGCCUCUCAGGGUGGGGGAGGGACCUUGGAUCCUUCCCCUAAUGUCUUCUCUGACUUCCUAGAUAGUUUUUGCUUUGGGGUUACUUGCCCAUUCUACAAGGCAUCCCUAAUGGAUGGAUGUGCUUGGCCCUAGCUCAUACAUCUUGUCUUCUCAAAGAGACAGAAGGGCUAAGGAGAAUGAAGGUAACAGAGAGCUCAGGUGAAAUUUUGCCCUUUACCAUUCAUAUCCCAUCUCCCAUACUGAAAGCCCUGCACUCUGUGCCCCUUUGUCUGGGACCUUUCCUUGGGGCUGGGGAAGACAGUAGCUCCCCUUCCCCAGCAGGACAAGGAGCCUCUCCCACUUCCUGUGCCCGCACCAGCCUGGGCUGCAGCAUACCCAUCUAUGAGCUGUGGUAGGGUUUGAGGAACUGCCUCAGCUGGGCCUUCCUCAGGUGCGCAGAAGCCCCAUCGGUGCAGCCUUGGUGCUGCUGCUUCCCCGGGAAUCCCACUUGCAGGCAGUGUGAUGCGGCAGAACACUGGAUUUUGAGUUGGCAGAUCUGGGUUCAGAACCUACAUAAGACAAACCAGUUCUUUAAGCCUCCAUUUCCUCAUGUAUUACCUGAGGGACACCUGAGGCUUCUCCUAGCUCUAAAUCGACCACCCAAUGAUGCUGCUUAAUGUUCAAUUGCCAGGCAGCUGGAAACACACCACCCAUCAUACCCUGUGGCUGCCUGGAGUUGUCGGGGCUGCUGCUCUGACACUCAGAACAACACUGGCCACAGGGAAUCAGGGCUGCGAGAAAUCUUCAUACAAGCGCCUUGAAAGCCACCUCAGGCUGGGUCAAGAGCUUAACAUUCACUGUCUCAUUUCAGUUCCAUAUCUAGAGGCAGCUGGGUAGCUUUGGAGGUAGGAAGACUUGAAUUCAAGUCCUGCCUCAGACACUUCCUAUAUCUGAUUCUGGGCAAGUCACUUCACCUCAGUCUGCCUCAGUUUCCUCAUCUGUAAAUUGGGGAUAAUAAUAGUCUCUACCUCCCAGGAUGUUUGUGAGGAUCAGAUGAAAUCAUAUUUGUAAAGCACAUUAUAAACUUUAAAGCACAAUAUAAAUGCUAGCUAUUCCUAUUUUGGGGUGCCACUAAGUGGCUUGCCAGGUCUGAAGUCAGGAAGACCUGAGAUUACAUUAGACAUUUACUAGUUUGUGACCCUGGGCAAGUCACUUAAUCCUCUUUGCUUCAGUUUCCUAAUCUGUAAAAUAAGUUAAAGAAGGAAAUGGUAAACCACUAAAACCCCAAAAUGGGGUCAUGAAAAGAGUCAGGUAUGACUGAAUAACUACUAUUAUUAUGUCUUCAAGGACUGGGGGAAAGGGGGGCAUGCAACACAUACAUAAAUGAGUAAAUAAAAAGUAAUUUCUAGAGGGAAGAUGGGGGGAAGUGAUGCAUUAAUCAAUGAGGGAUUCAAGAAAGAUCUCUUAUUGAAAGGGGCACCUGAACUGAAAGGAGCUAAAAAUUCCAAGAGGCAGAGAUGAGCAGGGAAGGCAUUCCUAGGCACAGAGAAUGGAGUGGUCAAAAACCCAGAGCUGAGAGAUGGACCAUCAUGCACAAAAAAACCCAAGUAAAUCAGUUUGACUGAAACAUGGUGGAAAAUGUGCUUUCAGCCUCCAAAGUGCUGAAACCAGACUGUGAAGGAUUCCAAAUGCUCAGUGGAAUCUUACUUUUUUAAAGCAGGAGGAAGCCAGGAGCUUCUUGAACAAGGGAAUGAGUCCUGUUUUAGGAUUGCUGGUUUGGCAAAUCUAUGGAACCUGGGUCAUGAAGACAAAAGCACAGGAAGACCCAGCAGGAGUCUGUUGCCAAUAGUCAAAUGAGUAAUGAUAAAGGCCUGAUCCUCAGUGACCUUAGAAUGUGGAUAGGAAUUAUUAUUCCUAUCAUGGUAGUAUGUUGUCAAUCAAUAAACAUUCAUUAUUGAGUCCCAGGAGUGCUCAUGUGGUUUACCAAGUUGGGUCUAGCACUCAAGACUCCCAACUCUCAGUUCAGGCACCUUACCCUAGCAUGCUGAAAGAACUUUAUCUGUAAAAUGAGUUGAAGAAAACAGCAAACCACUCCAGAAUCUCUGCCAAGAAAACCCCAAUGGGGCCACAAGACACAAUUACUAUUAUUAUGAUUAUGUCUUCAAGAACCUUACAAUUUACUGGGUGAUGGAGGCAUAUGAUACUUACAUAAAUGAGGAAUGGAGGUUCCUACCUGUUGUCCCUCAGGAAUUUCUGUACCCAGAUCUUUCCCUGCUCCUUUCCCAAACACUUUGGGUGCCAUUUAAGGGUUAGUUUUGCUCCUUUAAAGUUCUUUCAUCCUUAUCAAAAAGUCAUUCCUAUUAUUGUUUUAUAAGAAAUAAUCAGCAGGAUGAUUUCAGAGAGGCCUAGAGAGAUUUACAUGAACUGAUACUAAAUGUAAUGAGGAGAACCAGAAGAUCAUUAUACACGGCAACAUCAAUAUUAUACAAUGAUCAAUUCUGAUGGAUGUGGCUCUUUUCAACAAUGAGGUGAUUCAGACCAGUUCCCAUGUACUUGUGAUGGAAAGAGCCAUAUGUACCCAAGGAGAGUUCUGUGGGGACUGAGUGUGGAUUACAACAUAGCAUUUUCACUUUGUUGUUGGCUUGCAUUUUCUUUCUCAUUUUUUUCCUUUUUGAUCUGAUUUUUCUUGUGCAGCAUGAUAAUUGUAGAAAUGUGUGCACUUAUUUAACACAGAUUACUUGCCGUUUAGGGGAGGGGAUGGGGGGAAUGGA